CUGGUAGAGCGUCGGUUGUAGCACUCUGUGCGCCUGCUCCUCCCAGCUCGUUCCUCCUCUGCAGCCGCUCCGCAGUCGCCGCCGCCAUGAGGGAGAUCGUGCACCUGCAGGCUGGGCAGUGCGGCAAUCAGAUUGGCGCCAAGUUCUGGGAGGUGAUCAGCGACGAGCAUGGCAUUGAUCCUACCGGCACGUACCACGGAGAUAGCGACCUCCAGCUGGAGCGUAUCAACGUGUACUACAACGAGGCCACCGGUGGCAAGUAUGUUCCCCGUGCCGUGCUCGUGGACUUGGAGCCGGGCACCAUGGACUCGGUGCGCUCAGGGCCCUUCGGGCAGAUCUUCAGACCUGAUAACUUCGUCUUCGGUCAGAGUGGGGCUGGGAACAACUGGGCCAAGGGGCACUACACAGAAGGCGCAGAGCUGGUUGACUCGGUGUUGGACGUUGUGAGGAAGGAAGCUGAGAGCUGUGACUGCCUGCAGGGCUUCCAGCUGACCCACUCCCUGGGUGGGGGGACUGGGUCUGGGAUGGGUACCCUCCUUAUCAGCAAGAUCCGGGAGGAGUACCCAGACAGAAUCAUGAACACCUUCAGUGUGGUACCUUCCCCUAAGGUGUCGGACACAGUGGUUGAGCCCUACAAUGCCACCCUUUCAGUACACCAGCUUGUUGAAAACACAGAUGAGACCUAUUGCAUUGAUAAUGAAGCACUCUAUGACAUCUGUUUCAGAACCCUAAAGCUGACCACACCCACUUAUGGCGACCUGAACCACCUAGUGUCCGCCACUAUGAGUGGGGUAACCACUUGCCUGCGAUUCCCUGGUCAACUCAAUGCUGACCUCCGCAAGCUAGCUGUCAACAUGGUGCCCUUCCCUCGCUUGCACUUCUUCAUGCCUGGCUUUGCCCCCUUGACCAGCCGGGGCAGCCAGCAGUACCGUGCCCUGACAGUACCUGAGCUCACCCAGCAGAUGUUUGAUGCCAAGAACAUGAUGGCCGCCUGUGAUCCCCGCCAUGGGCGCUACUUGACAUUGGCUGCUGUGUUCAGGGGCCGCAUGUCUAUGAAGGAGGUGGAGGAACAGAUGCUUACUGUCCAAAACAAGAACAGCAGCUACUUUGUUGAGUGGAUCCCCAACAAUGUGAAAACAGCUGUCUGUGACAUUCCACCUUGGUGUCUCAAAAUUUCUGUCACCUUCAUCAUCAACAGCACUGCCAUUCAGGAGCUGUUCAAACGCAUCUCAGAGCAGUUCACAGCCAUGGUCUGA
Molecule: messenger RNA, 1256 nt
Organism: Onychomys torridus (southern grasshopper mouse)
Lineage: Eukaryota; Metazoa; Chordata; Mammalia; Rodentia; Cricetidae
Gene: Tubb4b
Product: tubulin beta 4B class IVb
Exons: 4
Coding region: 87-1256 (389 amino acids)
Biological process (GO): mitotic cell cycle; microtubule cytoskeleton organization
Cellular component (GO): cytoplasm; microtubule
Molecular function (GO): GTPase activity; GTP binding; structural constituent of cytoskeleton
Source: RefSeq, a predicted model, not a curated record